Vigna angularis (adzuki bean) is the source of this 1091-nucleotide messenger RNA. RefSeq lists its product as uncharacterized. The record is from RefSeq and is a predicted model, not a curated record. Lineage: Eukaryota; Viridiplantae; Streptophyta; Magnoliopsida; Fabales; Fabaceae. The transcript is spliced from 2 exons. Bases 67 to 735 code for a protein of 222 amino acids.
AAACAAACAAUAAUCCGACAUCUUGCGUUGCGUUGCGUCGUGUUGGAAUUGAAACUUGAGAGAAGCAUGAAGUUCACAGACUCGCCGGUGAUCGAGCUUCCGGUGAACGACGCCGUUCUGUCGCUGCAGCAAGACAACGGUUCCAUGCACGUGGGAACCUCCGUGUGGCCGUGCUCCCUCGUCCUCGUAAAAUUCAUGGAGCGCUGGGCCUCACCCUCCGACAACAACCCGUACGCCCGCGUGCUGGACUUCGGGGGCAAACGAGCUGUGGAGCUGGGCACGGGCUGCGGCGUGGCGGGGAUGGGCUUGUUCUUAUUGGGCCUGACGGACCUGGUCCUCACGGAUAUCGCGCCGGUGAUGCCGGCCCUGAAGCGCAACCUGAAGGUGAACAAGCCCGUCCUCCGCAAGACCCUGAAACACUCCAUUCUUUACUGGAACAACGCGCAGCAGAUCGCGGCCCUCAACCCUCCCUUCGACUUCGUCGUCGCGACCGACGUUGUUUACAUUCGCGAGUCCGUGCCGUCUUUGGUUUCCGCCAUGGAAACCCUAGUCUCCGACGAAGGCGUCGUUUUGCUCGGCUACCAGCUUAGGGCACCCGAAGCACACGAGCUUUUCUGGGAACUUUGCGACAAAGCCUUCCACAUCGAGAAAGUCCCACACGAGCAUCUGCAUCCUGAUUAUGCUUACGAGGAGACCGAUGUUUUUCUGUUGAGGAAGAAAAACGAGAAGCUGUGAGCGAGUGAGAGUGAUGGGGUGUCAUGGAAUGUGGUUCGCCCUGGCGUUUAUGCCGAUCCUCCGAAUGAUUGUCAACAAGAGAUCUUGAAUACUUGUGAGGCGUGCUUGCUGCUGUAAAUGUCUUUGUUUUUCAUAGAUUUAGGCUCCCUUGUGAUACGGUGAAAAAAAAGUAGUGAAUGGGGGCGAUUAAAUGAGACUAAAGCUAGUUGCAAUUUUAGUUCUUUUAUCACAUUUAACCUUCUUUUACACAUUAGUGUUUGUAUAAUGGUAUAUGUUCCAUAUGUGAGGAGUGUGCAAACCUUGUCUGUGAUACUCUUUAUCCUAAAUGAAUGACUUUGCAUAUCGUGCGCAACAAA